This is a messenger RNA of Stereum hirsutum FP-91666 SS1, 1359 nucleotides long. Its product is annotated as NADH oxidase. The transcript is spliced from 2 exons. The record is from RefSeq and is a predicted model, not a curated record. Bases 1 to 1359 code for a protein of 452 amino acids. Gene Ontology annotation, molecular function: FMN binding; oxidoreductase activity. NCBI's taxonomy places the organism in Eukaryota, Fungi, Basidiomycota, Agaricomycetes, Russulales, Stereaceae.
AUGUCCGUCCGCUACACCUCCGAUUCCGUUUCCCCCGCCCCUCUCGGCCAACCCCUCACAUUCGCCUUCUCAAACCGUACCGCGCCAAACCGCUUCCUCAAAGGCGCAAUGUCCGAACGCCUCGCCUCCUGGUCGCCCACCGAGCCCUCCGCCCGCGGCAUUCCCUCACCCAUACUCAUCAACGCCUACCGCCAUUGGGGCGAGACCGGCAGCAUCGGUGUCAUCCUCUCUGGUAACGUCCUGAUCGAGUACGACCAGCUGGAAGGACCGGGCAAUAUGGUCGUGACGAAGAAGGAGGAAGCGAAGGAGGGCGAUGUGAGGUUUGAGGCUUACAAGGAGAUGGCGAGGCAGGCGAAGAAGGGGGGAAGCCUGUUUGUGGCACAGUUGAGUCAUCCGGGAAGGCAGGUGCAGGAUACGAUUCAGAAGCAUCCGAUUUCCGCGAGCGACGUCCAGCUCGAGGGCAACAUCAUGGGCAUGACCUUCGCCAAGCCUCGACCCGCGACCCUCGAAGACAUUCAAAAUGUCAUCUCCUCUUUCGCACAUGCCGCCUCCUACCUCGAAGCCGCAGGUUUCGACGGUAUUGAGCUCCACGGCGCCCACGGCUACCUCUUCGCCCAAUUCCUCUCUCUCACCACCAACAAGCGCACUGAUUCUUACGGUGGCUCUCUCACCAACCGUGCCCGCCUCAUCACCGACGUCGCCGCCGCCAUCCGCAAAGUCACAAAACCGAACUUCAUCCUCGGCAUCAAAAUCAACAGCACCGAGUUCCAGGCGAACGGGUUCCAGCCUGAGGAGGCGAAGGAGCUGGUACGGAUCCUGGAGGAGAACACGUUCGAUUUCGUCGAGCUGAGCGGGGGAACGUACGAGCAGCUGGUGUUCUAUCACAAGCGGGAGACGACGAAGAAGAGGGAGGCGUUCUUCAUCGAGUUUGCGGAGAUGAUCGCGCCGGGGCUGAAGAAGACGAAGGUGUACGUCACGGGUGGGCUCAAGACUGUUGGUGCGAUGGUAAACGCUCUCGAUACGGUCGACGGAGUCGGCCUCGGACGUCCUCUCGCGCAGGAGCCGGCGUUCUGCGCGGAUAUACUCUCGGGGAAGGUGCAGGGCGCGAUCGCGCAGAAGCUGGACCAGGACAGUUUCGAGAUUACGAAUGUGGCGGCGGGGGUGCAGAUCAGGCAGUUUGGGAAGGACGAGCAGCCGGUGGAUCUGAGUGUGCAGGAGAAUGUAGAUGCGUUCAUGGCGGAUCUGGGUAAAUGGGUGGAGAAGAUGGGGAAGGACACGGAGAGGAAGGAGUAUGGGUAUAUGGAUCUAUCAGCGAAGGCGAUCCCGUACGGGGCGGUUGCACCCACUACUCCUGCUUGA